Vespula vulgaris is the source of this 1379-nucleotide messenger RNA. RefSeq lists its product as uncharacterized. Gene Ontology annotation, cellular component: nucleus. Gene Ontology annotation, biological process: regulation of transcription by RNA polymerase II. Bases 173 to 835 code for a protein of 220 amino acids. The record is from RefSeq and is a predicted model, not a curated record. Lineage: Eukaryota; Metazoa; Arthropoda; Insecta; Hymenoptera; Vespidae. The transcript is spliced from 3 exons.
GAGAAAGAUGGAAGAAUUCGAUAGCUUCAAAAUGUAACAAUAUGGAUAUUGAUAAAGAAAAAAUUAACAUUUAAACAAAGUAUACAGAUAAAAUUGAAUAGCAGAAUUCUCAGUCAUAAAUGAUUUUUUAUUAAUUUGUGGAUUAUUUUUAACGUGUUUCUUGAAUACAAUAAUGGACGAAAAAUCUUCAGAUAAUGCUAUUUCUACACAAAAAUCAUUACCAUCUUCUUAUGAUCCUGGUUGGAAUGAUACACCAAAAUGGGCAUCUCCACAUGCAGGAAAUACAAAUACACCUACAAAAAGAAUAUUAAAUAAAAGAGUUCCAUUUCCUUUAAUUUCUGGGGAAUUAACAAGGAACAAUACUGAAUGUCAAUCUAAUACUGCAGGCAUGCCAUUAUCACCUCCUCCUCCUCCUCUGCCUUCUCCUUUAAGUUUGAAGACAGCACCUCAUGCACCUUUAAUAACUCCUUCUGAUGCAAACACUCAAUUGACUUGUACAGUAACAAAAUUUGACAAACAACAAGCUUUAGUUGAUACUAUGGCAAAUUUAGAAUUUAUAAUUAAAAAAUAUGUGAUGGAAAAUAAAAUAGAUGAAGUGCAAAAAAGACUAGAUUUAAUGAAAUCUUGUUGGCUCGAUAAUAAAUUAAAUGAUUCUAUACAGCAGAAAAUAUUUGACAUUUCAAAGGCUUUAAAAGACGAAGAUGUUGAAAAAGCAGAUAAACUUCAUAUUGCAUUGAUGAUAGAUCACACCAGUCUGUGUAGUGCUUGGAUACCUAGUAUUAGGCACAUAAUUUCUGCUUUAAAGGAAAAAAAAUUACGCUCCGAUGAUAUAUAAAUAUAUAGAAUAUAAAUUUACCAGAAACUAGUUUGAAAAUUCAUUUAUUAAAAUACAGACACAUUUAUUUAAUGUGACACAUUACUUCUAGAUAUUUUUUCUUUUAUAUCUAUAUAAUUAGUUCAGUAUAUACAAAUAUUGGUAUAUAUAUUUAUUUUUAAAUAAAAUUUGUAUAUGGAAUGCAGCAUAUAGAUGUUGUUUGUUUUUUUCAGUCAUAAUAUGUUUCUGAUAUUAUAUCACACAAUUGAUAUCACGUAAUGUUUCACUAUAAAAAUUUGUUAUAAAUUUGUCUGAACUAAUUAAAAUUAUAAAAAUUAAAACACUUCUAACAUUAUUAUAUAUUUCAGUUCCACGAUAAUCACUAACACAGUUUUAUUGAUAAAUAUCAAUGAUUGUUGUUGGAUCAUACUUAAGCCUAUACACAUUGGAUAUAACUUAUCAAUUUAUGCUCACGUUUGAAGACUCAGCUAACACUCUGUUUAAUGAAAAAUAUUUGCAAAAUGCACUGUAUCAUUCAUAUAAUAAAUCUUACAACUCAUCAUUA